This is a messenger RNA of Lottia gigantea (owl limpet), 825 nucleotides long. RefSeq lists its product as hypothetical. Bases 1 to 825 code for a protein of 274 amino acids. NCBI's taxonomy places the organism in Eukaryota, Metazoa, Mollusca, Gastropoda, Lottiidae. The record is from RefSeq and is a predicted model, not a curated record. The transcript is spliced from 2 exons.
AUGACUAAACCAAAGUUUCGUUCACAAAGCGAUACAUUAUGCAGAAAUCCUGUAAGAACAUUUGAUAAAGCCCAAACUGUGGAAUCAAGUUGUCAUACAGAGGAUCCGGACCUUAAAAUUGUUAUCAUAGAAGCAUUAAAAGGCACCUUAUUUACUGAACCAAUAAUAGAAACGAUUGUGAAAGAUCUGGAAGAUAAAUCAAAAUUAGAAAUUUUGACGGAAUCUUUUACAGAAGAAACGAGAUUAGAAAGUAGCCCUACAAGGUCAGCAAUUGAAAGUUUAACAGGACCAGAGUACCAACCACCCAAAAACCAACCAGAGUCUAUUAAAAGAUUGAAAAGAAAAAGAAGAGAGUCGAAUCCAGAUAUUUGGAAUAAAAAUAUUCAAAAGCAGAGAAGAAUGGAAGGUAAAGUUACAAAGGACUUGAGAAAAAAGAAAGAAAGUGGGUCUUUGGAAAGGACAGACAGGAAAGAUUACUUACACCACGUACUUGUUCAAAGAAAUGUGAGAAAAACAAAGAGUGUGCGAAAAUUUCGGAUGAAGAUAGGAGUGAAAUAUUGUCUGGUUUCUGGCAAAAGCUGGAUUGGAAAGAACGUCAACUGUAUGAAUGAUUGCGCUGCUACAGGAGAGACACCAGCAUCGUCUGGUAUACUAAAAGCUGUGUUUAAUGAGAAAAUUAUCGGCCUGUUUAAUCCGAAAAAAGAUCAAUGUGAUCUUUGUUGUGGAUAUGAAGUGGAUAAUAUCUCCCAACAAGAUUACGAACAUCACCAAGCACAUAAAGAAGCUGCUUCAGAAAAGUCUGAAGAUAAAGCUAGAUGUCAAUAA